Penicillium atrosanguineum is the source of this 1629-nucleotide messenger RNA. Its product is annotated as GMC family oxidoreductase. The transcript has 2 exons. Bases 1 to 1629 code for a protein of 542 amino acids. Lineage: Eukaryota; Fungi; Ascomycota; Eurotiomycetes; Eurotiales; Aspergillaceae. The record is from RefSeq and is a predicted model, not a curated record. Gene Ontology annotation, molecular function: flavin adenine dinucleotide binding; oxidoreductase activity, acting on CH-OH group of donors.
AUGACUUCCACAAAGAUUCCCUUCAGCGCAGAUUACCUGAUCAUUGGUGGCGGAUCUGCUGGUCUAGUUCUUGCCUGCCGCCUGUCUGAAAACCCAGCCUUGAGCAUUGUUGUUCUGGAAAGUGGACCUGAUCGCCGCGAUGAUCCUCAAGUCCAGAAUCCUGACACUUGGCCCAGCUUGAGUGGCUCAGACCUGGAUUGGAAAAUGAAGAUUAUUCCACAGGCUGGCCUCAACAACCGCGGUCAGGAUCACCCGGCAGGAAAGGUCCUGGGUGGAUCUUCCGCAAUCAAUGGACUGGUAUAUUCUCCACCAUCACCUGCCGGCAUAGAUGCCUGGGCAGAGCUCGGUAACCCAAAGUGGAACUGGGAGACUUUCCGACCGUACCUCCAGAAGAGCAUCACUGUGACAUCUCCCGAGGGCGUGCCGCAUCCGAAGAGUGAGAGCCAUGGGAACAUCAAAGUGACAUAUCCUGCCUUGCAAGACAAGAUCGCAUCUUCACUUCUUGAAGGAUGGAAUGAUGCUUUCAAGUCUCAGGGAUACGGGUUCAACACCGAUAUUCUGGCAGAAGACAAGACAAUUGGCACUCGUGCUUACACUGCCACGAUUGAUCCAGACUCGGGUUUGCGCAGCAGCGCAGACAAUGAAUAUGGUGCUGUAGCUGCGGCUCGUUCAAAUGUGACCAUAGUCACUGAAGCGACGGUGCACCGGAUUUUGUUUGACUCGCGGGGAGAGGAUGUCACAGCAGUGGGUGCAAAGGUCACCUUCAAUGAUGGCCACACCGCAGAUAUCACUGCAGUCAAAGAAGUCAUCAUGGCAGCUGGUGCUUUCCACACGCCCAAGCUGCUGGAACUAUCCGGAAUUGGCGGUAGAGAUCUAUUGAACGAACUGGGAAUUCCCGUGGUGAUUGAUCAUCAUGGGGUUGGCGAGAAUCUCCAAAACCAUCUGAUGAGUGUCCUUCCAGCCCCUCUGAGCUCGAAUGCAGGCCUAGAUGGUAUCAAGGCGGGACUUAAAGCACUCGCAUUUGUCAGAAUUGAUGCCGAAGAGCAAAACAAGCUUUUUGCUACUACCAGAUCUGAACCUGAGAAUGCAUCUGAGAAGGCCAUCCAAUCAAUCAUUCAAAGCCCCAACGAAGCAUCUGCAUCUAUCUUCCUAGCCGUGAGAUCUGCAAGUCUCGCUCUCUUGGGCGCUAUUACAAGCUUCCCAUUCUCACGAGGAAGUACGCACAUCUCAUCGGCUGAUUUUGAUGCAAUUCCCACUGUCAACCCCGGCUUCCUGUCUAACAAAAUGGACCUUGAGAUUCUUGCUCGACAUGUUCGAACCCUGCAUGAGCUGCCUACUUCCGACUCCUUGAAGCGUUUCUUCCAACAGCCCGAAUCCAGUCUGCCUGGUCUGGAAGAGAUCAAAAAUAAGCUGCGCGCAUCGGCUUUGACUACUAAUCACAGCUGCGGAACUACUGCUAUGCUUCCGCGCUCAGAUGGUGGUGUGGUAGAUCAGGACUUAAAGGUCUACGGAACAACAAACCUGCGCGUGGUUGAUGCUAGUGUGUUUCCUCUGAUUUCACAUGCAAACCCGAUGGCGACUGUUUAUGCCGUGGCGGAGAAGGCUGCAGACAUUAUUCGAGGAAAUUAG